AUGACCUACAAAGGAGGCACUGCGUCGGUUCUAAAGCGGAGGGAAGAGGCUCUUCAGCCAGCACAUCUGCUGGCAGGUUCUGGGCCAGUGCACCACAGGGAUAGCAAUGACAUUGUGAAGAUUGCAGACAAAAGCUAUCAAGAUCACAUGAUGGAGAUGCAACUAGACGGUAGAUCUGAAGGUGAUGGCUGUAACUUCAGGGGAGAUCAACUGAGUGAUUUCAACAGCAUUUCUGAUUGGAUAGGUCAUAAAGCCAGUCCUCAACUCAAGAUAAAGGAAGACAAUCUGACACCUUCCUGUCCUGAUAUACCUUCCUGUCAUGUGGGUUUUUCUGCAAAACCACUGUGUGGACAAGAACAAAUAUUUUCAACAGUAUUUCCCAAAACUUCAACUUAUUGGCGACAGCAAAAUCCAUCUACACCUGGGGUAUAUGUUCCUGUUAGGAUAAUUUAUAAUCCAACUUCUGAAGGUAAAGAUCUGGAACAUCAGUGUUUUGAACGUUCUAAGGAUCUUCAAGGACAAAGAGAAGAAGAGGAGAAUUUUAUUAUUCUUGUUGACUCAAAUGAGGAUGAGAAUAUAUCACCUCAGUUGGGGAAAACUUUACCUUGUCGUUACAAAAAAUGUCGGAAAUCUUUCCAAGAUCUUACCAGGCUUCAAGAACACAGGAAGCUACACAUGGCUGGGAAUUCAUAUCGGUGCCCCCUUUGUGGCAAGGAGUUUUUUCGGGCAGCUAAUCUGCGAAUGCACAAAUUGACCCAUACUAAAGAGAGACCACACAAGUGUCCAAUAUGUAACAAGGGUUUCAUUCGCACUGCUGAUGUUUGGAGACAUCUCCGCAGCUUUCACAAAAUAGAGCGCUCCAGUGUCGUUUUGGGAAAUGCAAACAUACGGAAUCAAUGGUGCACGCUGAAGAAAAAUCAGGAUAAUAAACGGAAUCCUAAACAGUUGGGCUCUGCUGUCAGCAAUCUUGGAAAAGAAAGUUCAAAGCAAUAUCUCUGCCCAGUAUGUAACAAAUCUUUCAGCAAAUCUAACUUGCUUUCCAAACACAAAGUGAUACAUCGACAAGAAAAGCCAUACAAAUGCAAGGAAUGUGGCAUGGCCUUUGUCCAACUGGCUAGAUUAAAAAGGCAUAAUUUGACACAUACUGGAGAGCGUCCUUUCUCCUGUGAAAGGUGUAACAGCACAUUUACACGUUUAGGUUCAUUACAGCGCCAUCAACGUAUACAUACUGGAGAGAAACCUUAUUGUUGCCCUUAUUGCAAUGUGUCCUUUACAGACUCGGGAACUCUGAGAAGGCAUGAACAGAUUCAUAAAGUCAUCCAAACAUAGUGUUAUAGCUCUAAAAUUAAACUUUAUUUAUCUGCCCUCAAAUAUUGAGAAGCAACCCAUUCGCACUCCAGAUGUACAAAGAAUCCCCAGCUCCUCUACAUAGAUAAGUGCACACAAUCUGACUGCAAGCCAUAAUCAGCCAAUACCCGGAGUUGCUUGAAAAGUUAUCAUUAAACUGUAUUUUAAACAUGACGAGGCAAAAACUCUUAAACACAUUAGGAAUAAUUCUGUCAGAUAUUCCAAUAGUAGAAAAUAAUUCUGUCAACUGUAUUAAAUUAAAAUUAGAUUUUCUCCUAACUACACUCAAUUUUGACAUGCUACUCAAAAGGCUAAUUGUGAUCCUCACUCCAAGAAAAGCUGUUUACUCUCAUGUAACAGAACAAAAAGAUAGUUUUCAAACCAACUUGGAUGUCAUUUCAGACUGCAGCUGGCAAGAUCUUCCCCACUUAAGAAAAUCUAGCCAGUGGGGCAAGGAAGACCUAUACUGUAAUGUGGCACAUUAUAGAUCUGUUUUUUGUCUGCUGUCCUACUUUUCUGCUUGUAAUGAGAGCUGUUCUUACCAAAUAACAAUGAAAAUUGCAUCCUCCAGUAAUACUGAUGUCAUAUCCAUUCUAUUCCUUUUUCUCUGUGUGUAUACACACACACACAUAUUCACUUCAUGACAUGGUUACUCCUUCAUGCUUAAUAUUUUAUAUCAUCUUGAUCACUUAUCUUUUGAUGAUUGUCAACCAAUUGUAGGAGUCAUUUGAGAGUGCUAGGCCUCAGAGAGUGAGUGGGGGAAAAGCCUGUGAUAAUUGAUACGUGGGGGUACAUUCAUAUAUAGAGGUAAUCACUUGAUGCCUCAGGCAUCAGCAUAUACUAAUCUAUAGAAUGGAGUCUGAAGGCUUCAGAGGAUCAUGACCUUUGGUGAGCAUUUUUUUGGUAAAUUUAAAGAAACUCAGUGAAAUGUUUGCUUACUCUUUUGAUCUCAGGUUGUCCAACUGUUUAUAUUUUUUAUAGCCGUGACCUGUUUACUUGAUACAUUA
Messenger RNA from Python bivittatus (Burmese python), 2354 nucleotides. NCBI's taxonomy places the organism in Eukaryota, Metazoa, Chordata, Lepidosauria, Squamata, Pythonidae. The record is from RefSeq and is a predicted model, not a curated record.